Molecule: messenger RNA, 15574 nt
Organism: Thalassophryne amazonica
Lineage: Eukaryota; Metazoa; Chordata; Actinopteri; Batrachoidiformes; Batrachoididae
Product: ryanodine receptor 3-like
Biological process (GO): intracellular calcium ion homeostasis; calcium ion transmembrane transport
Cellular component (GO): smooth endoplasmic reticulum; calcium channel complex; sarcolemma
Molecular function (GO): protein binding; ryanodine-sensitive calcium-release channel activity
Source: RefSeq, a predicted model, not a curated record
GAGAGGAGCCAACGGAGGCUUCCCGAGUCGAUCAGGCUCCUUUGCAGCCAUGACUGAAGGCGGAGAAGGAGAGGAUGAAAUCCAGUUCCUCAGAACCGAUGAUGAAGUGGUGCUCCAGUGUGUGGCCUGCAUCCAGAAGGAGAAUCGUAAGUUUUGCCUGGCUGCUGAGGGGCUGGGCAAUCGGCUGUGUUACCUUGAGCCCACAUCUGAGGCAAAGUAUGUUCCACCGGACCUGUGCAUCUGUACAUUUGUGCUGGAACAGUCUCUAUCGGUACGGGCCCUGCAAGAGAUGCUGGCUAAAAGUGGACAGAACAAUGAGGGGGCGGCCCAGAGCGGUGGACACAAAACUCUUUUGUAUGGACAUGCCAUCCUCCUUCGACAUUCCUUCAGCUCCAUGUAUCUGGCCUGUUUGAAGACAUCAAGGUCACAGACAGAUAAGCUGUCGUUUGAUGUCGGCCUGCAGGAGGAUUCAACAGGUGAGGCCUGCUGGUGGACGAUACAUCCUGCCUCCAAACAGAGGUCUGAAGGAGAGAAGGUCCGCAUUGGCGAUGACCUCAUCCUCGUCAGUGUGUCCUCAGAGCGAUACCUUCACCUAUCGAUCUCUAAUGGCAACAUCCAAGUGGAUGCAUCCUUCAUGCAGACUCUGUGGAACGUCCAUCCCAUCUGCUCCGGAAGCAACAUAGAGGAAGGCUACCUGUUGGGUGGUCAUGUGAUGCGGCUGUUCCAUGGACAUGAUGAGGUAGUGACUAUCCCAGGAUCAGACCAGAGUGAAGAGCAGCAGAGGAUAGUCAACUACGAGAUGGGUAAAGCUGGUGCCAAAGCUCGGUCCUUGUGGAGGCUGGAACCUCUCCGAAUCAGUUGGAGCGGCAGCCACAUCCGAUGGGGUCAGUCCUUCCGAAUUCGACACCUGACCACCGGUCACUACCUGGCACUGACUGAGGACAGGGGGUUGGUGUUGCAGGACCGAGAGAAGUCUGACACCAACGCUACUGCUUUCUGCUUCAGAUCCUCAAAGGAAAAGCUGGAGCAGAGCCCCAAGCGAGACAUCGAGGGCAUGGGCGUAGCAGAGAUUAAAUAUGGGGACUCUCUUUGCUUCAUCAUGCACAUGGCCACGGGACUCUGGCUCUCUUAUCAGGCGCCGGAUGUCAAAUCUGCCCGGUUAGGACCCAUCAAGAGACGAGCAUGUCUACAUGCAGAAGGUCACAUGGAUGAUGGCCUGACACUGCAACGCUGUCAACACGAGGAAUCCCGCGCUGCACGCAUCAUUCGAAACACCACACUUCUCUUUAAGCGCUUCAUCAGAGACCUGGACUGUCUUGGUGUUAAGAAUCGGGCACUGGUCACCCUGCCUCUGGAGGAGGUGUUCCAGACCCUCAAUGAUCUCAUCACCUAUUUCCAACUUCCUGAUGCUGAGCUGGAGCAUGAAGACAGGCAGAUCAAGCUGAGAUCACUGAAGAACAGGCAGAACCUCUUCAAGCAAGAAGGCAUGUUGACUCUGGUGUCCACUUGUAUCGACCGACUGAACGUGUACAACAGUGCAGCCCACUUUGGAGAGUGUGCUGGGUCGGAGGCUGGAACAGCGUGGAAAGACAUCCUGAAUCUGCUUUACGAGCUGCUGGCGGCGUUAAUCCGAGGAAACAGGAACAACUGCACUCAGUUCUCCAACAAUCUGGACUGGCUGGUUAGUAAUCUGGAGAGACUGGAGUCUUCUUCAGGAAUCCUGGAGGUUCUCCACUGCAUUCUAAUUGAAAGCCCCGAGGCCCUGAACAUCAUCCAGAAAGGACACAUCAAGUCCAUCAUAUCGCUGCUCUACAAGCACGGACGCAACCACAAGAUUCUCGAUGUGCUGUGCUCGCUGUGCGUAUGUAACGGCGUCGCCGUGCGGACCAAUCAAAACCUCAUCUGUGAUCACCUGCUGCCCAGCAGAGAUCUGCUUCUUCAAACACAACUGGUCAAUGACGUCCAAAGCAUGAGACCGAACAUUUUCCUGGGGGUCAGCGAGGGUUCAGCUCAGUAUAAGAAGUGGUAUUAUGAGCUGAUGAUUGACCAGGUCGACCACUUUGUGACGAGUGAGCCCUCCCACCUGCGCGUGGGCUGGGCCAACAGCAAAGGUUAUGCCCCGUACCCUGGAGGAGGGGAAGGCUGGGGUGGCAAUGGCGUGGGAGAUGACCUGUACUCAUAUGGUUUUGAUGGACUUCACCUCUGGUCAGGUCGCAUCCCACGGGCUGUUGCAUCCAUGAACCAGCACGUCCUAACUUCAGAGGAUGUGGUGAGCUGCUGUCUGGACCUCGGAGCCCCCAGCAUCUCCUUCAGGAUCAACGGGCAGCCGGUUCAGGGCAUGUUUGAAAAUUUCAACACAGAUGGCCUCUUCUUCCCCGUUGUUAGUUUCUCUGCAGGGGUAAAGGUGCGUUUUCUUUUUGGUGGUCGGCAUGGCGACUUUAAGUUCUUGCCACCAUCGAGCUACGCACCAUGUUAUGAAGCGCUGCUGCCGAAAGAAAAGAUGAAGGUCGAACCAGUGAAAGAAUAUAAGCGGGAUGUGGACGGGGUCCGAGAUCUUCUGGGUCCCACCCACUUCAUGUCACAGGCCUCCUUCAUCCCUACACCAGUGGAAACGAGCCAGAUUGUCAUGCCACUCCAUUUGGAGAAGGUUCGAGACAAACUGGCUGAAAACAUUCAUGAAUUGUGGGGCAUGAAUAAGAUAGAGCUCGGCUGGUCCUACGGCAAGAUACGGGAUGAUAAUAAGCGGCAGCAUCCAUGCCUGGUGGAUUUCUCCAAGCUGCCAGAAACAGAAAAGAACUACAAUCUGCAGAUGUCAACAGAAACUGUGAAAACCCUGUUGGCUUUGGGCUGUCGUGUAGUCCAGGUCAAUCCUAACGCUGAACACUCCCUCAAAAAGAUGAAACUUCCAAAAAACUACAUGAUGUCCAAUGGAUAUAAACCAACACCGUUAGACCUAUCGGACAUAAAGCUGACACCAGGUCAGGAGCUGCUGGUAGACAAACUGGCAGAGAACGCACACAACGUAUGGGCAAAGGAUCGCAUCAAACAGGGAUGGACAUAUGGCAUCCAGCAGGAUCUAAAGAGUAAGCGGAACCCUCGUUUGGUUCCUUAUAUUCUGCUGGAUGAGCGCACCAAGAAGUCCAACAGGGACAGUCUGCGGGAGGCUAUACGCACUCUGAUUGGCUACGGCUACAACAUUGAGCCUACAGACCAGGAAGGCGGACAAGUUAUUGAGCGUCUCAGCAUUGACAAGAUCCGCUUCUUCAGAGUAGAGAGAACACAUGCGGUGAAGACUGGGAAAUGGUACUUUGAGUUUCAGGCUGUGACAGGGGGGGACAUGAGAGUGGGGUGGGCCAGGCCCAGAUGUAAGCCGGAUGUGGAACUCGGCACAGAUGAGUUCGCUUUCGUCUUUGAUGGAUACAGGGGUCACUGUCUGAACAUGGGCAGUCGUUUGUUUGGCCGGUGCUGGCAUGCUGGUGACGUGGUGGGCUGUAUGAUCAACAUGGAAGACAAGUCCAUGAUCUUCACCCUGAACGGAGAGAUCCUCAUUACUAGCAAAGGCUCUGAACUCUGCUUCACUGACUUUGAAACCGAGGAUGGGUUCAUUCCUGUAUGUAGUUUGGGUCUGACCCAGGUGGGCCGCAUGAAUCUGGGGAAAGACGCCAGCACCUUCAAGUACUACACCAUGUGUGGCCUACAGGAAGGGUUUGAACCCUUCUCUGUCAACAUGAACCGAGAGGUCACCAUGUGGUUCAGCAAGCGCCUGCCCACCUUUGAUGUUCUGAAGGACCACAACCACAUAGCAGUUACCAGAAUUGACGGCACUAUCGACAGUCCCCCGUGUCUCAAAGUCACCCACAAGACAUUCGGCACCCAAAACAGUAACGCUGACAUGGUGUUUUGCCGUCUCAGCAUGCCGGUAGAGUUCCACUCCAUCUUCAAGUUGAGUCCUGUGGUAGACAUGAAUGGAUUUGUAAAAAUGAAAACUGUGCAGCAAUAAUUGUCACAUACAGGAUCCAGAUACUACCACUCAGUGAGGGUCUUCGCUGGUCAGGAUCCUGCUGGGGUGUGGGUUGGCUGGGUUACACCCGACUAUCAUUACUACAGCAACAACUUCAACCUAACCAAGAACCGAACAGUGACCGUAACCCUGGGAGAUGAACGUGGAAGAGUCCAUGAAAGUGUGAAAAGGAGCAACUGCUACAUGGUUUGGGGCGGUGAUGUGACCAAUGCUGCCCACUCCUCUAGUCGUAGCAAUGUGGACCUGGAAAUGGGCUGCUUAUUAGACCGGGCAACUGGCUUGGUGACCUUCACUGUCAAUGGCAAGGAGAUAUCCACAUCCUACCAGGUGGAACCAAACACCAAGCUCUUCCCUGCUGUGUUUGUGCGACCCACCAGCCCCAACCUCUUCCAGUUUGAGCUGGCUAAAAUAAAGAAUGCCAUGCCCUUGUCAUCUGCAAUCUUUAAUAGUGAGCAUAAGAAUCCAGUGCCUCAGUGUCCACCCCGUCUCGAUGUCCAAACGAUCAACGCAGUGCUGUGGAGCCGCAUGCCCAACACCUUCCUCAAAGUGGAAACAGCCCGGGUCAGUGAGAGGCACGGUUGGGUGGUCCAGUGUGUGGAGCCCCUGCAGAUGUUGGCGGUACACAUACCUGAGGAGAACAGGUGUGUUGACAUCAUGGAGCUUUCGGAGCAGGAGGGCAUGAGGAAGUUCCACUACCACACCUUGAAGCUGUACUGUGCCCUGUGCGCGCUGGGUAACACCCGUGUGGCCCACGCCCUUUGCAGCCACCUGGACCAAUCACAGCUCUUAUACACCAUUGACAAUCAGUACCUGUCAGGCAUGUUACGCGAGGGCUUCUACAAUGUUCUGAUCAGCAUCCACCUGGAGACAGCCAAAGAGGCACGACUUAUGAUGAAAGAGGAAUUCAUCAUUCCCGUCACGACUGAGACACGUUCCAUCCGCCUCUUCUCCAAUUCUACCAAAAAGCACCUCCCACCAGGUGUGGGGCUUAGCACCUCUCUCAAACCCCGCCUCAACUUUGCUCCACCCUAUUUCAUAACAAACAAACGGGAGCAAUAUCUGUACAGUCCUCAAAUUCCACUGGACGCACUAAAGGAGAAAGCAAUUUCAAUGCUGACAGAGGCGGUGCAGGGUGGAGGGCACCAUAUCCGAGACCCUGUAGGAGGCGGCGUGGAGUACCAGUUUGUGCCAAUUUUGAAGCUCAUUAGUACUUUGCUAACUAUGGGUGUUCUCGGCAGUGAGGACGUCUGUAAGAUCUUACUGCUAAUUGACCCGAACGUUUUCAGAGAGACACGAGAGGAGGGUGUCAGCGGAUCCAUUGCAAAAGAAGGACUUACAGGAGCUGAGGAGAAGGCAGUGGAAGCUGGAGAAGUUGAGUUGGCCAAAGAGGUAAAGCAACCAAUGAAAGGACUGCUGGAGAAGAGGCUACCUGAGCCAGUCAAGCGACAGAUGUGCGAGUUGCUUCAUUAUUUCUGUGACUGCGAGCUGAAGCACCGCAUCGAGGCCAUUGUGUCAUUCUCUGACAACUUCGUCUCUAAGCUGCAGUACAACCAGAAGUUCCGCUACAACGAGCUGAUGCUGGCGCUCAACAUGUCUGCUGCCGUAACUGCAAAGAAGACCAAAGAGUUUCGCUCACCUCCUCAGGAACAGAUCAACAUGCUGUUGUCCUUCAGUAUGGGAGAAGACUGUCCAUGUCCAGGAGAUAUCCAGGAGGAACUCUAUGAUUUUCACAAUCAGCUGCAGCUCCACUGUGGGAUCCCGAUGGAGGAAGACGAAGAGGAGCAUGAUACGUCUAUUAAAGGGCGCCUCUUGACCUUGGUGAACAAGAUCAAAGGCCAUGCUCAGAAAACACACAAAACCACAAAGAAGGAGCAAGCUGCACCAACUAAUCUCAAAGAGCUGAUCUCACAGACGAUGGUCAGCUGGGCCCAGGAGUGUCACAUACAGGAUCCAGAGUUGGUCCGUAAGAUGUUCAGCCUGCUGAGGAGGCAGUACGAUAGCAUUGGGGAGCUGCUUCAUGCCAUGAGGAAGACUUACACCAUCAGUGCCGCCUCAGUCCAGGACACAAUUAACCUCCUGGCCUCUCUUGGUCAGAUAAGAUCCUUGCUCUCUGUGCGUAUGGGGAAGGAGGAGGAGAAGCUCAUGAUUGAUGGACUGGGUGAUAUCAUGAACAACAAGGUCUUUUACCAGCACCCCAACCUCAUGAGAAUAUUGGGCAUGCAUGAGACUGUCAUGGAAGUCAUGGUCAAUGUGCUUGGAGGAGACAAGUCCCAGGAAAUCGCCUUCCCCAAGAUGGUGGCUAGCUGUUGUCGCUUUCUCUGCUACUUCUGCCGGAUCAGUCGACAGAACCAGAAAGCCAUGUUCGACCACCUUAGUUACCUGUUGGAAAACAGCAGCGUGGGUCUCGCUUCACCUGCCAUGAGGGGAUCCACUCCUCUAGAUGUAGCUGCUUCCUCAGUAAUGGACAACAAUGGCCUAGCCCUGGCACUUGAGGAACCUGAUCUAGAUAAGGUGGUCACCUAUUUGGCAGGAUGUGGUCUUCAGAGUUGUCCCAUGCUUCUGGCUAAAGGUUAUCCAGACAUUGGCUGGAACCCCAUUGAAGGAGAGCGAUACCUUUCCUUCUUGCGGUUUGCUGUCUUUGUCAAUGGUGAAAGCGUGGAGGAGAACUCUAGUGUUGUGGUCAAACUGCUCAUUCGUCGCCCCGAGUGUUUUGGACCUGCGCUGAGGGGAGAGGGGGGAAAUGGCCUGCUGGCUGCCAUGAAAGAGGCCAUUAAAAUUUCUGAAACCCCUGCUUUGGACCUGCCGGGUUCUGUCCAGGGAGCCAGCUCUGACGUAUCUGCUGAUGGUGAUGAUGAGGAAGAGGUGGUACACAUGGGCAAUGCCAUCCUGUCCUUCUACUCCGCCCUCAUUGACCUUUUGGGGCGUUGCGCUCCAGAGAUGCAUCUUAUCAACAAGGGAAAAGGUGAAGCCUUACGUAUCCGUGCCAUCCUGCGGUCUCUGGUUCCAAUGGAAGAUCUUGUGGGGAUUAUCAGCAUCCCAUUCAAAAUGCCCAUUGUAAACAAAGAUGGCUCUGUAACGGAGCCGGACAUGUCCGCCAGCUUUAUUCCAGACCACAAGGCCCCCAUGGUGCUGUUUUUGGACAGGGUGUAUGGUAUUGAGGACCAGAGCUUUCUGCUACACCUGCUUGAGGUGGGCUUCCUUCCUGACCUGAGAAGCGCAACCUCGAUGGACACGGAGGGUCUUUGUACGACUGAGACCGCUCUGGCUAUGAACCGUUACAUCGGCUCGGCCAUGCUACCCCUCCUCACGCGCUGUGCCCCCUUGUUUUCCGGCACGGAGCACUACGCAACGCUCAUCGACUCCACUCUGCACACUAUCUACCGACUUUCUAAGGGACGUUCCCUCACCAAGGCCCAAAGAGAUGCCAUCGAGGAGUGUCUGUUGGCUGUCUGCAAGCAUCUCCGUCCUUCCAUGCUGCAGCAGCUCCUGCGGCGCCUCGUCUUUGAUGUACCUCUGCUCAGUGAUUACUGCAAGAUGCCCCUCAAGCUUCUAACUAACCACUAUGAGCAGAACUGGAAGUACUACUGCUUACCAUCAGGUUGGGGCAGCUACGGAACAGCAUCUGAAGAUGAACUCUUGCUCACCAAGAAGAUUUUCUGGGGUGUAUUUGAUUCUCUUUCUCAGAGAAAAUAUGACCCAGAGCUCUUCAAGAUGGCCAUGCCGUGCCUCAGUGCCAUAGCUGGAGCUUUGCCACCAGACUAUGUGGACACCUCCAUCAGCACCACUAUGGAAAAGCCAAUUUAUGUUGACGCUCAGGGAAACUUUGACCCCAAACCCAUCAGCACUGCUAACAUUGCUCUUCCAGAAAAGCUAGAGCACUUUGCCAACAAAUAUGCUGAGCAUUCCCACGAGAAAUGGUCAGCAGAGAAGGUGUUGCUGGGAUGGAAAUAUGGAGACUGUUUGGAUGAGAAGGCCAAAAUUCACCCUCAGCUCAGGACCUACAAAGGCCUCACAGAGAAGGAAAAGGAGAUUUACAGGUGGCCGAUUAGAGAAUCACUGAAGAGUAUGCUGGCUAUGGGCUGGAGCAUCGACAGGACGAAAGAUGGAGAAAGCAUGUCUCAACAGAGGGAGAGCGAGAAAAUGCGUAAGAUCUCUCAGGCCUCACAGUCAAAUGGAUUCAAUCCAAGCCCAACAGACAUGAGCAAUGUGGUUCUAUCCAGAGAAAUGCAGGGCAUGGUGGAGGUGGUUGCUGAAAAUUACCAUAACAUCUGGGCCAAAAAGAAGAAGUGUGACCUUGGAAGCAGAGGUGGAGGAACACACCCUCUGUUAGUGCCUUAUGACACGCUAACAGCUAAGGAGAAAGCCUGUGAUCGAGAGAAAGCCCAGGACCUUUUCCGCUUCCUGCAAAUCAAUGGCUAUAGCAUCUCACGAGGUCUCAAGGACUUGGAGCAGGAUUCCUCUUCCAUGGAGAAGAGAUUUGCUUAUAAGUUCCUCAAGAAGCUGCUUAAGUAUGUUGACUCAGCCCAGGACUUCAUCGCCCACCUCGAAGCCAUGGCUGCCAGCGGGAAAACAGACAGAUCCCCUCACGAACAAGAAAUCAAGUUUUUUGCAAAAGUUCUUCUUCCCCUCAUUGACCAGUACUUCAAGAACCACUCCCUGUACUUCCUGUCCUCACCCAAUAAGAACCUGAGCAGCAGCGGUUACGCCUCCAACAAGGAGAAGGAGAUGGUCACCAGCCUGUUUUGUAAACUGGCAGCUCUUGUCAGACAUAGGAUUUCCCUCUUUGGAAGUGACUCCACAACCAUGGUGAGCUGUCUGCAUAUCCUUGCACACACUCUGGACACCAGGACAGUGAUGAAGUCGGGCUCGGAACAAGUGCGGAUGGGUUUGAGGACAUUUUUUGAAAAUGCUGCAGAGGAUCUGGAGAAGACUUUUGAGAACCUGAAGCUGGGGAAGUUCACUCACUCUCGCUCCCAGAUGAAAGGGGUGUCGCAGAAUAUCAACUACACCACUGUGGCUCUGCUACCAAUCCUCACUGCUCUGUUUGAGCACAUCACCCAGCACCACUUUGGAGUUGACCUGCUCUUGGAUGAUGUGCAGGUGUCGUGUUAUCGCAUCCUGGCCAGCCUCUAUGCACUGGGCACAGGGAAAAACAUAUAUGUGGAAAGACAGCUACCGGCUCUCGGUCAGUGCCUGGCCACCCUGGCCGGGGCCAUGCCUGUGGCAUUUCUGGAGCCUCUGCUCAAUACGUACAACCCCUGCUCGGUCUUCAACACCAAGAGUGCACGUGAACGAGCCGUUCUAGGCAUACCUGACUCAGUGGAGAAGAUGUGUCCUGGCAUGCCACGGUUGGACGGUCUGAUGAAAGACAUCAAUGACAUGGCUGAGUCUGGAGCGCGGUAUGCAGAGAUGCCCCAUGUUAUUGAGGUGGUGCUACCCAUGUUGUGUAACUAUCUGUCCUACUGCUGGGAAAGAGGCCCAGAGAACCAGCCAGCCAGCGGGGGCAGCAUAUGCUGCACCACCGUCACCUCAGAGCACCUCAGCCUCAUUUUAGGAAACAUCCUCAAGAUCCUCAACAACAACCUGGGCAUAGACGAGGCCUCAUGGAUGAAGAGGAUUGCAGUGUACGUACAGCCGAUCAUCGGCAAAGCCCGUGCAGACCUUCUGAAGAGCCACUUCCUGCCCACGCUGGAGAAGCUGAAGAAGAAGACUGUGAAGGUGGUGGCUGAGGAGGAGCUGUUGAAGGCAGACAGUAAAGGAGACACUCAGGAGGCAGAGCUGCUCAUUCUGGAUGAGUUUGCUGUUCUGUGCAGGGACCUGUACGCCUUUUACCCCAUGCUCAUCCGAUACGUGGACAACAACAGGUCCAGGUGGUUGAAAGAACCCGACGCCGACUCUAAUGCUCUCUUCAGGAUGGUUGCUGAGAUAUUCAUCCUCUGGUGCAAGUCGCAUAAUUUCAAACGGGAGGAACAGAACUUUGUGGUCCAGAAUGAGAUCAACAACCUUUCCUUCUUGACUGGAGAUAAUAAAACUAAGAUGUCAAAGUCUGGAGGACAAGACCAGGAGAGGAAACACAAGAAGAGACGUGGUGAGUUCUACUCCAUCCAGACCUCGCUGAUCGUGGCAGCGCUCAAGAAAAUGCUGCCAAUUGGCCUCAACAUGUGCACUCCAGGAGACCAGGAGCUCAUUUCUCUCGCCAAGAUACGUUACCUCAUGAAAGACACAGAUGAAGAGGUCAAAGAGCACAUCUGGCAGAAUCUGCAUCUUCGAGAAAAAUCAGAGGACCCUGCAGUGAGGUGGCAGCUAAACCUGUACAAGGACAUCGUGAUGAGGAGCGAUGGGCCUCCAGACCCGGAGAAGGUUGUGGACCGUAUCCAGAGGAUCUCAGCUGCCAUCUACAAUCUUGAGCAGGUGGAGCAGCCAUUGAGAUCCAAGAAAUGUGUCUGGCAGAAGCUGCUCUCCAAACAGAGGAAACGAGCAGUUGUUGCCUGCUUUCGUAUGGCUCCACUCUAUAAUUUGCCAAGGCAUCGCUCUAUUAACCUCUUCCUCAUGGCCUAUCAGGGAAUAUGGAUAGAGACAGAGGAGUACUCUUUUGAGGAGAAACUAGUUCAGGACCUUGCAAAAACGCUGCCCAAAGUGGAGGAGGAGGAAGAGGAGGAGGUUCGAAAGCAGCCCGACCCUCUUCACCAGCUCAUUCUGCAUUUCAGCCACAACGCUCUGACUGAGUGCAGCUCAUUGGAGGAGGAUCCGUUGUAUAUUGCAUAUGCAGAUAUGAUGGCAAAGAGCUGUGCUGAAGGUGAAGAAGAGGAAGACGAGGGCAAAGAGAAGACAUUCGAGGAAAAGGAGAUGGAGAAACAAAAGAUGUUAUACCAGCAGGCGAGGCUGCAUGACCGCGGGGCUGCAGAGAUGGUUCUCCAGAUGAUCAGCGCCAGCAAAGGUCGACUCGGCGCUAUGGUGACUUUCACGCUCAAAUUGGGUAUUUCCAUUCUUAACGGGGGAAACAUACUCGUUCAGCAGAAAAUGCUGGACUACCUGAAGGAAAAACGAGAUGCUGGCUUUUUCAAAAGUUUAUCCGGACUGAUGAUGUCUUGCAGCGUCCUUGACUUGAACGCUUUUGAAAGGCAAAACAAAGCAGAGGGUCUCGGGAUGGUUACUGAAGAGGGAUCGAUCAACGUGAGUGAGCGGGGUUCCAAGGUUCUGCAGAAUGAUGAGUUCACAAAGGACCUCUUUAGGUUUCUGCAGCUUCUCUGUGAGGGCCACAACAAUGAUUUUCAGAACUUCUUGAGGACUCAGACGGGAAAUACAACAACAGUCAACAUCAUCAUUAGCACUGUAGACUACCUACUAAGACUGCAGGAAUCCAUUAGUGAUUUCUACUGGUACUACUCUGGUAAAGAUGUUAUAGAUGAGGCUGGACAGAGGAACUUCUCCAAAGCACUGGCUGUGGCCAAACAGGUCUUCAACUCCUUAACUGAGUACAUACAGGGUCCAUGUAUUGGCAACCAGCAGAGUUUGGCUCACAGCAGGCUGUGGGAUGCAGUGGUGGGCUUCUUGCAUGUUUUUGCCAACAUGCAGAUGAAGUUAUCCCAGGAUUCCAGUCAGAUUGACUUACUGAAGGAGCUGUUGGACCUCCAGAAAGACAUGAUCGUCAUGCUGCUCUCUCUUCUUGAAGGUAAUGUUGUAAAUGGCACCAUUGGCAAACAAAUGGUGGACACCCUUGUGGAAUCCUCCAGUAAUGUGGAGAUGAUCCUGAAGUUUUUCGACAUGUUCCUGAAGUUGAAGGACUUGACAACCUCAGACAGCUUCAAAGAGUAUGACUCUGAAAGCAAAGGGGUCAUCUCAAAGAAGGAUUUCCAGAAGUCCAUGGAGAACCAGAAGCAGUAUUCCCAAUCUGAGAUAGAGUUUCUCCUCUCAUGUGCUGAGGCUGAUGAGAAUGACAUGUUCAACUAUGAACAGUUUGUGGAGCGAUUUCAUGAACCAGCCAAGGACAUUGGCUUUAAUGUAGCUGUGCUGCUAACCAAUCUUUCAGAACAUAUGCCUCAUGAUGCUCGUCUCGCAACGUUUCUUGACCUCGCUGAGAGUGUCCUCAGUUACUUUGAGCCAUUUUUGGGUCGUAUUGAGAUCAUGGGCGGUGCUAAGCGCAUUGAGAGAGUCUACUUUGAGAUCAGCGAGUCGAGUCGCACUCAGUGGGAAAAGCCUCAAGUCAAAGAGUCAAAGCGACAGUUCAUAUUUGAUGUGGUCAAUGAAGGUGGAGAGAGCGAGAAGAUGGAGCUUUUUGUUAACUUCUGUGAGGACACUAUCUUUGAGAUGCAACUAGCUUCUCAAAUCUCAGAGCCAGACCCGGUAGAGCGUCCGGAGGAAGAUGAAGGAGACAGCCAGAGUGUGCUGGAAAACCAGGAAGAUGAGGAGGAUAGCUCCAUCUUGGAGUCUUCCUCUGCUUUUACAUUUGCCUGCAUUUCCCUGAGGAAGAGCCUCUGCCACUUCCGCCAACUGUUCACUUUGAAGAGCAUGAGGCGGCAGUACAGAAAAUUCAGGAAGAUGAGUGUGAAAGAGAUGGUACGAGGCUUCUUCUCGUUCUUCUGGAUGAUCAUCACUGGUCUUUUCCACUUUAUCUACAGUCUAGUUUGGCUUUUUUUCCAUAUCAUAUGGACUACUAUGUUUGGGGGUGGCCUCGUUGAAGGGGCUAAGAAUAUGAAGGUAACAGACAUUUUGGGAAACAUGCCAGACCCCACCCAGUUUGGCAUUCAUGGAGACGUGUUGGAGACAGAGAAGAUGGAGGCGAGCGAAGCUGCAGUGUUGGCAGAAAUGGGGCAGAUGGCACAGAGGGAUGCUGCGGAGGCUGACUUGAUGGCUGAGCUGCUGAACAUACAGCCCAAGAAGGAGGGCAAGCAUGGGGCCGAACCAGGUUUGGGGGACGUGUCUGAAGUUGUGGUAGGGGAUGCACCAUCCAUAGCCAGUGCUGUCAAACAGAAGAAGGAACAGUUGGCUGCAAAGAAGAAGGCAGCAAAUGGAGACUACAAAUCUGAUUCAGAGAAAGGAGAUUCAGAAGAUGGCGAGAAGAAGGACCAUGACAAAGCCAAAGAUGAAGGUCCUCCAGAGCCCUCAGUGGAAGAGAAGAAGACCCCAAAGAAGAGACUUGGCCAGAAGAAAGAACCACCAGAGGCCUUCAUGGCCAGCUUUUUCGCCAGCUUGAAAAUCUACCAAACCAAGAUGCUGAAUUAUCUUGCAAGAAAUUUCUACAACCUCCGCUUCUUGGCACUUUUUGUUGCCUUUGCUAUCAACUUCAUUCUUCUCUUCUACAAAGUGACUGGUGAUUAUUCAGACGAUGAAGACCCGUGGAAUGGUCGAGGUAGAGCUGGAGAGGAGGAAGAAGAAGGUGCUCUGGAGUACUUUGUACUGCAGGAGAGCACGGGAUACAUGGCACCAACACUGCACUUUUUGGCAAUACUACACACUGUAAUCUCUUUCCUGUGUGUAGUGGGAUACUAUUACCUAAAGGUGCCAUUGGUAGUAUUCAAGCGAGAGAAGGAGAUAGCAAGGAAGUUGGAGUUUGCUGGCCUCUACAUCACAGAGCAGCCAUCAGAUGAUGACAUCAAAGGACAGUGGGACAGACUUGUCAUCAACACACCGUCCUUCCCCAACAACUACUGGGAUAAAUUUGUCAAACGGAAAGUGAUUAAAAAGUACGGAGACCUGUAUGGAGCAGAGAGGAUAGCAGAGCUGCUUGGUUUGGAUAAAAGUGCCCUGGAUUUCAAUCCUACGGAGGAAACGGUCACCAAGGAGGCUUCACUGGUGUCAUGGUUGAGCUCAAUCGACACAAAGUACCACAUUUGGAAAAUGGGGGUGGUGUUUACAGACAAUUCGUUCCUGUAUCUGGUGUGGUACACCACCAUGUCCAUUCUGGGCCACUACAACAACUUCUUCUUUGCUGCCCACCUGCUGGACAUUGCCAUGGGCUUCAAGACUCUCCGUACCAUCCUCUCCUCUGUCACACAUAACGGCAAACAGCUGGUGUUGACGGUGGGUCUGCUGGCAGUUGUGGUCUACCUCUACACUGUGGUGGCCUUCAACUUCUUCAGGAAGUUCUACAACAAGAGUGGAGAUGAAGAUGAACCCGAUAUGAAGUGUGAUGACAUGAUGACUUGUUACCUCUUCCACAUGUAUGUUGGGGUGAGAGCGGGAGGGGGCAUCGGGGAUGAGAUUGAAGAUCCAGCUGGCGACCCCUAUGAGCUCUAUCGGAUCCUUUUUGACAUAACGUUCUUCUUCUUUGUCAUUGUGAUCCUCCUGGCCAUCAUCCAGGGUUUGAUCAUUGAUGCCUUUGGAGAACUGAGGGACCAGCAAGAACAAGUCAAAGAAGAUAUGGAGACUAAAUGUUUCAUUUGUGGAAUUGGAAAUGACUACUUUGACACGACACCUCAUGGCUUUGAGACCCACACCUUACAAGAGCACAAUUUGGCCAACUACCUGUUUUUCCUGAUGUACCUUAUCAAUAAGGAUGAGACGGAGCACACUGGGCAGGAGUCAUACGUGUGGAAAAUGUACCAGGAGCGUUGUUGGGAUUUCUUCCCAGCUGGGGACUGUUUCCGUAAACAGUAUGAGGAUCAGCUUGGGUAAAGCCAAUCUGUUUUCUCCACCUUCAUUCUUAACAAGGCUGCUGGAACUUGUAGCCCCCCGUGUAGGGUGCUGGACUACAGCGCCACACACACCCAGCAAAGCUUAGGUCUGGUCUGAGGAGAGACAUUUUAAAGUCAAACUGAAGACGCGUGUCUCCCGCCAGGGUCACCUCUGGUGCAGUGCCAGCCUGUGUUGAAAUGAACUGUAGCUUGCCCGUACGUUUUAUUUAUAAUACGUUUAAGGACCGUUUUCUCGUUUUUGACAGCAUGUCGCCUUUUACUCCACAUAACCCUAAAACAUUGCACAAUAUUUAUUUUUUCUUUCAUGAGAAACACUGGGUUGUGUGGGGUUAGAGGACAUUGUGUGUCAUAUUAUGCACAAGACAGCAAUUUCAGUGUUUUUAGAAUGUUGAAUUUGAUGCCAAAAGAUAUGUGGAGAGGUAUCGUACUUUUGUCUAGUGCUCUACAACGUAAUGUUAUAACCAUGCAUAUUGAGAAGUUUUAUGAAUGAAGUGGCAAAAAAGAUUUAUUAUGUCAGAUAAAGAUGCCUAUUUUUUCAUGAAGUGCCUUACAGUACUGUAUCUACAUUACAAUGAAGCUAUGCAAAACCUUUGUUUUUCUUUAUUGUAUGUAAGUACAGUAAUUUUCCUGGAACUGUUCUGAUAUGUAGUUUGGCUGAAAUUUUUCAUUGAAACAAAAAAAAGAAGAGCACUGAGCUGAUUUUUUUUUUUUUUUUUUUUGCUGAAUGCAGCAUCUUAAGUGCAAACACUCGAGAUACGUAGUGUACAAAGUGACACUUUUCCGAGAUAACGUUUCAGAAUUUACUGGACAUCUUAAAGCAUUGAAAAUGAUAUUAUAUUGUAUGGCUAUUUGUAUGUAGUAGCUUUGCUGAUCUGUGCAUUUUAUUUGAAGACAAAAAGAAAUAAAUCAAUGCAAAAAA